AUGUCAAGAAGAUACGACUAAAAAACCACCACAUUCAAUAAAGAAGGAAAAUUACUCCAAGUUCAAUAUGCAAUAGAAGCUAUAAAUAAGACCGGUAGUGCCAUCGGAAUUUUGACCAAAGAAGGUAUUGCCUUAGCAACCGAAAAGCUUGAUGUAAGCUUUUUACUUGAAGCUUCUAAAACGUCCGAAAAGAUAUUUGCAGUUGACAAUCAUUUAUAUGCAGUAGUAAAUGGAUUAACAGCUGAUGCUAAUUACUUAAUAGACACCGCCCGUGUCGAAGCCUAGAGGUACAAAUACGCCUACGGAGGUGAAAAUAUGCCUAUAGAAUAAUUAAUAGUCCGUGUAUGUGAUAUUAAAUAAUCUUAUACAUAAAUAGGAGGUUUAAGACCUUUUGGUGCAGCAUUCCUAUUCGCUGGUUACGAUAGACAUUUCGGCUAUUAAUUAUACUCUACAGAUCCUUCAGGAAACUAUGCAGGAUGGAAAGCUACAGCUAUUGGACAAAAUAAUUCCGCGGCAAACGUAUUCCUUAAAUCUGAGUAUAAAGAAACACUCAGCCUUAAAGAAGGAACAAAUCUUGCUUUAAAAGCACUAGUAAAAACUAUGGAUACAGCCUCGCCUUCUGCUAAAAAAAUAGAAGUCGUAGUUAUUUCAAUGAAUGAAAGAAGUAAAUAAGUAAAAGGAAAAAGCUAUUCAGAAGGGGAAAUUGAAUAAUUAUUAAAGGAUAAUGGAUUCAAUGUUGAAAAAAUGUAGGUUGAAUGAUAUGUCUUUUUUUUUAAAUAAAAAAAUUAUAUAUAUAUUUAUUUAUUUUAUAAUUUUUUUAUUUUAAAAUUAUUAAAAUAUUAUAUGCUUUU
Molecule: messenger RNA, 851 nt
Organism: Ichthyophthirius multifiliis
Lineage: Eukaryota; Ciliophora; Oligohymenophorea; Hymenostomatida
Product: proteasome subunit, putative
Exons: 1
Biological process (GO): ubiquitin-dependent protein catabolic process
Cellular component (GO): proteasome core complex; nucleus; cytosol
Source: RefSeq, a predicted model, not a curated record